Messenger RNA from Bicyclus anynana (squinting bush brown), 1908 nucleotides. RefSeq names its product protein CutA homolog. Gene Ontology annotation, molecular function: copper ion binding. The record is from RefSeq and is a predicted model, not a curated record. Bases 129 to 560 code for a protein of 143 amino acids. Gene Ontology annotation, biological process: response to metal ion. NCBI's taxonomy places the organism in Eukaryota, Metazoa, Arthropoda, Insecta, Lepidoptera, Nymphalidae. The transcript has 3 exons.
UGUCAACUGUCAGAUAAUUUGUCAAUUGUCCGGUUUCGGGUCCGUGUUUUGAAAAUUGUUUAUUUAAAAAUUGAUAAAAAUAAAUAACUUGUGUCACGGAAUAUUUCUUUAAUCAUCAAGAGCAUAAAAUGCUCAAAAGUGUGAAUAAGAAAUACCUCUUCACAUUGUAUGUCUCCAUUAUUCGGCCGUGCUUCGUUUUGGCUCAAACGAAUAUGUCCACCGGCAGUGUAGAUGCAGAUAAAUAUUCUGUCGCCUAUGUGACUGUACCUAAUAAAGAUGUGGGUAAAACUAUAGGGCACGGUUUAGUCAAAAACAAAUUAGCCGCCUGCGUCAAUAUUGUGCCUGAAGUUACAUCCAUAUACGAGUGGAAAGACGAAAUCAAUGAAGACAGUGAGGCUCUGCUUAUGAUAAAGACGCGCACAUCCCAAGUGGACAAGCUGACUGAGUAUGUGAGGUCUGUACACCCAUAUGAGGUGUGCGAAGUAAUCUCAUUGCCCAUCAAGAAUGGAAAUCCGCCAUAUUUGAAAUGGAUUGGGGACACGGUGCCAGAAACAAAUUAGAAUGUAAUAUUUUUUUUUUUAUUUUGCUUGUAGAUACCAGAAUUACAGUAUUUGGCAGCAUUUUUUUUUAUUUUUUUUUUUUGAUGGCCUAUCCAGUCUUUGCUUGUAAUCUAGAAAUCCCAUUAUUACCAAAGUGCCUGUACUGGCAAAAGUGUAAAAAUACUGGUUUUAUGAAAUCAGCCGGUUAAAAUUAUUUUUUAACCCUGCCAUUUCGAUGACUGCCAUAUUGACCUUUAUUAAAUAAUUAUAAUAACUUUUAAAACCGGUGAUGAGUUUGGCUGGCUAAAAUUUACUCUAUGCAAAUUCAUGAAAAAAAAAUGUGUCUGAAACAUCUUGUACCGAAUCGUAAAUCUAUGGUCUGAAACCUUAUAUUAAUAAAUCUAUGGUCUGAAACCUUAUCUUAUUGUUAUGUUGGUCAACCAUAAACAAUUUUAUUGAUGUUUGCAAUAUUUACUGCCAAGUUCUGUAUGUACAUAGAAGAUUGAGUUAUAUAGACAAAUGUAUUGUAUGUAAUGAAUUAUGCUAUAUGUAGGUAUGUAUGUAUAAAUAAGUAUGUAGUUAGCAUAUGAGCUUAUUAACUAGCAGAUGACCACAAUUUAUUUCACGACACAAUCAGUGUAGACAGAUAGGCUUCGACCAUGGCCGUGACCUCCGUGGUGCUGUGGUAUGCGCGGUGGAUUUACAAGUCGGAGUUCCUAGGUUCGAUCCCCGGCUGGGCCGAUUGAGGUUUUCUUAAUUGGUUUAGUUCUGGCUGGUGGUGGUUGGCUAGGCUUUAGCUGUGGCUAGUUACCACUCUACCGACAAAGACAUACCGCCAAACGAUUUAGCGUUCCGGUACGAUAUCAUGUAGAACCUGAAAGUGGUGUGGAUUUACACUCCUCCUCACAAGUUAGUCUGCUUCCAUCUUAGAUUGCAUCAUCACUUACCAUAAGGUAAGAUUGUAAUCAAGGGCUAACUUGUAAAGAAUGAAAAAAAUAAAAUAAAGCUACCCGCCUACCGGCAGAAAUACCGCAAAGCUACUUGUAUAAUUUUUAGCCUAUGAUUUCUACAAAAUUCAUUAAAAUAAGUUCAGAUGUGAAAAUGCUACACACACAGACAGACUUACAUUCACAUUUAAAAUAUUAGUAUAGAAUAAAUACUGUAGGUACUUUAUUUUUCAAGAUUAUAAUGCUUUUUACGUUAAAAUAAUGUAUGUAUUUUAUUAAUAAAUCAGUUAUGAGUUGUCUAUUAAACAAUUGUAUAUGUUAAUGUUAAUAUUGUCUUGAAAAAAAAGAAGUCUCACAUUUUCUUGUUUCUUCAUACUGUCUAGUUAAAUAGUUAAUGUGGCAAUAAAAUGUAUAUAAAUGUU